AUGUUUGCUACCCUAAAAGCAGAAGCUGAACUCAUCUCAGAAGCUGAGGAAAAAGUAAGUUUGGAGAAAAGCAGGCCCCAACGGUCUCUGUGACCCAGCAAGAAGCCCUCAGUGUCCCUCUACCUACCUCACCUGCAGCAGACAGAGCCAAGGACAUGCCUACAACACCAAGAACACCUGCUAUGCAACGUUUCCACAACACCCUCUCUCUAGUUGAAGCAGAGGUCAUAGAACUCAGAGAGAACAAGCUUCAAGAGGAGGACACUGUCCAGAAACUAAAAUAAGAUAUUAAACAGUUCAGGGAGGAGAGCAGAGCAUCUAUUGCUAAAUUAGAACGCAGACAAACUGAGUCAGACAAAUGAUGACCUCAGAGACCAUCUGAGCACAGCAAGAAAGGAGCUAGAACAAAGAGAGAGGUACGUUGACCCCCUCAACCAGCAGAUAGUCAAUAUGUCCUCUGCAUCUAGAGAACAUGUCCACCAGCCUGGUACAACACAAGCAGAACCUGAGACCAGCAUAACCAGCAUGGCCUCCACCACACAGCCUGAUUACACUGCACCAGCCUCCCAGUGAUCCAGCCCAGGUCAACCUACCAGCCUCCCAGUCUGCUCCAGCCCAGGUCAACCUCCCAGUCUCACAGUCUGCUCCAGCCCAGGUCAACCUCCCAGUCUGCUCCAGCCCAGGUCAACCUACUAGCCUCCCAGUCUGCUCCAGCCCAGGUCAACCUACCAGCCUCACAGUCUGCUCCAGCCCAGGUCAACCUACCAGCCUCCCAGUCUGCUCCAGCCCAGGUCAACCUACCAGCCUCCCAGUGAUCCAGCCCAGGUCAACCUACCAGCCUCCCAGUCUGCUCCAGCCCAGGUCAACCUCCCAGUCUGCUCCAGCCCAGGUCAACCUACCAGCCUCCCAGUCUGCUCCAGCCCAGGUCAGAAUACCAGCCACCAUUUUACAUUUCAGUCAUUUAGCAGACACUCUUAUCCAGAGCUACUAACAGUUAGUGAGUGCAUACAUUCUUUUUUAAUACUGGCCCCCCGUGGGAAUCGAACCCACAACCCUGGCGUUGCAAACUACCAACUGAGCUACAUCCCUGCCAGCCAUUCCCUCCCCUACCCUGGACCAAUUGUGCGCCGCCCCAUGGUCAGCUACGACAGAGCCUGGAUUCGAACCAGAAUCUCUAGUGGCACAGCUAGCACUGCGAUGCAGUGCCUUAGACCACUGCGCCACUCGGGAGCCUCCCAGUCUGCUACAGUCUCCUAGUCUGUUCCACCCAGACAAUCACCCACAACUGCAAGCCUUAUUGAUUCAAAUGGGAAGUUCUUAGUCCAGGAAAGAUUAUUCCCUAGACACCAGGUGUAUAAAUGCUGGUGUCCUACAACUGACAGUGCAAUGCAGCUACUCAGUCAGACCAGGAUUGACACCCCCGACAACAUCAUCAUCCACACUGGCACAAACAACCUUCGUGCUAAAGGUGAAAAUGUAUCUGGGGCAGUGAGAAGAGUGGCAGAACGGGCACAGGCUAUGUUCCCAACAACCAAUAUAGUUGUGUCCACCCUCCUACCAAGAAAAGACUUCCCAGGACAGUUGAUCGACAAAAUAAAUCAACAGAUCACUGUGGACUGUGCCUCACUGCUCAACGUCAGAACGGCUCACCACCCCACUCUGACAUGUGAACAUUUAUACGAUAAUGUACAUCCUGAUCAGGACAGUAUCAGAACCUUUGCUAAGGACCUUAAGGAUUCAAUACUUGGCAGGGACCCACACACCCAUCACCCCAGCAACAGAGCCCCCCCCCCCCCCCACCCCACCUUCUGAAACAACAGUACCCCCACCAUCCCCAGGAGAGAAGAGCCAGACACGGCUUAUUACAGCACAACUCUACAAGACCGGGCCCAACACAGCACAGAUUUACCAGACCGGACCCGCCUCAGGACAGCACGACCAGACCCGUACCAUCAGCUCUACUAGACCCGGCCCAUCACAACACAGCUCUACUAGACCCCAUCACAACACAGCUCUACUAGACUCGGCCCAUCACAACACAGCUCUACUUGACCCCAUCACAACACAGCUCUACUAG
This is a messenger RNA of Coregonus sp. 'balchen', 2077 nucleotides long. Lineage: Eukaryota; Metazoa; Chordata; Actinopteri; Salmoniformes; Salmonidae. The record is from the annotation of a GenBank genome assembly.